CUAAUCAUUUAUUGUAUACUCAGAUGGAACUUGGGCUUUCCCCAGUGUCUCUCGAUGCUUUGUAUCCAGUCGUCGAAGAGGGGCAUAUAGCUCGAUGGAAAGAAACGGGAUCUUAUGAGGAUCUAAUGUCUUACUCUGCCGGGCUACUUAGUGCUCCCAACGACAUCUUGCCACAUCCGAUCACGACAGUCAUUCAGCUUGUAUUACUUGAGGCUGUUAGUAAUACCCUCCCGGCUGAUAAGGUUGCAGCUUUUCUUCGUCAGCUUGCCACCAAACCUUCAGAAUCAACAUCAGGGAAUGUAGUUAGCAUCAUCGUUGAUCUCUUCUGGUUCAUGGAGGUUGAGCUUGAUAUUUAUGCACAUAACCCAAAGAUCCAAGAGAAAAAGUCAGAAAGGCUCGUUCAGGUCGCCAAAAUGUUAAUUGCCCAAAAAUUCAUUCCAGAACGUCUCAUGAAGGAGCGCUGGGAGCUAUCUUUCUUGGAAAAAACCGGCGUCAUCUCAAAUAUUGAACUCUACAAAAAGCGUAUCAUCCGUAUCAAUACAACUCAACUAUACAAGCAGCACAAGUUCAAUCUCUUAAGAGAAGAGUCCGAAGGCUAUUCGAAACUAAUAACGGAACUUGCGAGUGGUACAGCUGACAGCGAUAAUGUCGGUCAAAUCACUUCUAGGGCUAAGUCAGUUCUUAGCAAUGUGAUCCAUCUUAUUGGUUACUUCGAUCUUGACCCAAACCGCGUCCUUUCCAUCGUUCUGGACGUCUUUUCUGCAAAUAUCAUCACGCACCAUCAUUUUUUUAUUGAGUUUCUGCUGAUAUCACCAUGGUGUCUCCAAACGACAGGUGACCUGCCAGCAUUCAAAAACAAAGCUUGUGCUCAAAUUCUUGGAUUCAUGUUUCAGGAUUUGCAGCGUCCUGAAAACCGCCAUAAAUCCCCAAUCGAACUGUAUACAAUCUCGGCCUUAUUGACCAAGCACUCCAUCAUGAGUUUAGAUGAUCUUUAUCACCACCUCUCUCCAACUGAUGAUGAGAUGGUCCAAGACUACAAGAAAUUCAUAGAAAGUAUGAAAUCCAAAGCCCAGGAAUAUAAAAGCAACCCACUUGCGAUGGCUGGCGCAUUAGAGGAUGACACGGUGACUGGAUCAACUACAGCAUCUGAAAAUAAGAAUGAUAAAGUGGUAGAGGAGUCACUACCAGAGGCCAUUCCUGAGUUACCACUUCCUAAUCAAAAAAUUGGAGUCUUGAAUGCGCUUUUAUCUAUAGGAGAUCUGGAUCACGCAAUGUUUAUUCUUGCAAGGGUUCCUAACCUUACAGCUUCUCAUCCUGAAACAGCUGAUUUGAUCUGUCGCCUUAUCCACGAGAUGAUCGAUCCUGUAUAUUCAACCUUCUCACCAACCACGUGCCAUCCGCAAUUAAUGAAGCGCAAAGAUUUCACUUACCGCUAUCCUAUUACUCCAGAGGGACAGGAGGUUAAAACUGUACGCACAUUGAAUCCAUGGCUUCCACUUUCUACAGGAACUGAACGUUACGAAUACUUUUAUCAAGGAUGGAGAGACAGCCUUAUAUUGUGCCAGUCGGUGCAGGACAUCAUUGACUAUGUGUAUCCAAUACUGACUGUUGUUGGUGUUCGCAUUCAUCGAGACUUAAAACUAGUGGCCAAACUGUGCCGUAUUGGAGCUGGAACUCUUAAUCGACUUCGUCGCGAAAUUGCUAUGCUUGGUGGACAGGACGAUACUCAGCAAGUCACACUCAAAUCAGAGAAAGAAACUAUUGAAAGCAUAUGGAUCGACAUGACGAGAUCCUUAUUUUUGCCGACAGUGUCUCUUGCAUACUCCAAUCCUGGUAUUGUGCAUGAAGUAUGGCAAGUGAUAAAGGGACUAAAUUAUCAGACACGAUUUGCUCUGUAUGGAGAAUGGAAGUCAGAGGCAGCCAAACAAUAUCCGGAACUUCUUGUGACAACUGCCUCAACGGAGAAGGAUGCCAAGAAUAUGAUGCGGAGGAUUAAUAGGGAGGAUGUGAAACAGUAUGGACGCAUGUUUGCGAAAUAUGCCCAUUCGAAUCCACUGAUUGUAUUUGCUGCAGCAAUCAAGCAACUGGAAGGUGGUUAUGACAACAUGGUGCAGCCACUCGUAGAUGCUUGCAAAUAUUUGACUGAUUUUGGACAUGAUGUUCUCGGUUAUUCAUUGCUCGAAUCGUUAUCGAAGAAAACACGUAGCAAGGUCCAGGAGGAUGGGACCUCUAUCGCAAAGUGGAUGAACACAUUGGCCUCGUUCUGUGGAAACUUAUAUCGAAAAUAUCCCUCGGGUGAACUGACGGGCAUUUUACAGUACAUUGUUAAUCAGUUGCGACAACGUAAUGCUCAUGAUCUAGUGGUAUUGCGAGAACUUUUGUCAAAGAUGGGUGGAGUAGAAGAUUUGAGUAACUUGACUAAAGAGCAGCAUCUUGCGAUGGCGGGCGGUGAAUUGUUAAGAAAUGAAGUACUUGCUGGAGGCGUUACUGGAACUGUCAUGAAAAAAAAUGCAAGAAGCUGUAAUCGACUACAGGAGGCCAUGGUGCGCGACAACAUUGCUGCUCAAUUUGUUGUUUUACUUGCUCAACAGAGACAGGAAUGUAUCUUCGGACCAGUUGAAAUCCCCCACUUGAAAGUCUUGAGCAACCUUUUCGAUCAGGCGCAUCUUACUUUCCUGCAAUUUUUAGACUUUCUCUCGUCCAAUCUCCAGAGAGCAUAUCCAACGUUUGUUCCCAGUCUCACGGAUCUUUGUGAAACCUAUAAGAUUGACCCUGCGAUUGCUAUGUAUAUUGUACGGCCAAAGCUACAGGAACUAAUACGUCAAGAGCAAACAGCACAAACUGUGAUGCAGUCCACUUCCAACCCUAACCCCAACUCAAGUGACGCCACUGUCAUGGAGAUAGACGGCGACAAGUCAAACGAAUCAACCACUGUUGCCGAUGAGGAGCCUUGGUUACCAUGCUUGCGGUCUGCAGCUUUAGAGAUCAAAUCCAUUCUCCCACCUAAAGCUUGGCGCUCUAUGAAACCACAGUUCUACAUUACCUUCUGGCAGUUGACUAUGUAUGAUAUCUAUGUUCCUGUCCAGGAAUAUCGCUCUGAAAUUAACAGGUUAAAACAAUCUAUCAGCGUCAUGGAUAAUGAUAGAGCAACAUAUAGCUCUAGUGUGCAAGCCAAGAGGGGCAGAGAUCGAGACCGUUUGGCAAAUACAGCAUCAAAAUUGCAGCUUGAGAUGGACCGCCAUUUAGCUCACCAUAAGGUGAUCAUGGAGCGUUUGAAGCGCGAGAAAGACCACUGGUUUAAAGGAUUGGAAGCCGACCGUGAAGAGAUCAUUGGUCAGGUCAUCCAGCACUGUAUCUAUCCAAGGGCUGUUAUGUCCAGUAUGGAUGCUAUCUUUUGCUCGACGUUCAUUCAACUGAUGCAUUCAAUUGGAACCAUCAAUUUUUCGACAUUAACGCUAUUUGAUAAAUUAUUUUUGGAGGUCGAUCGUAUCCUUUUUCUCUCCUCCGAGUCUGAAGCCAAAUCGUAUGGCUUAUUUUUGUUCAAGGUGUUAAGUAAUCUAGCUCGUUGGCAUAAAAGCCGAGAAUUAUAUGCCUCAGAGGGUCGUGGUAAUAAUCUGCCUGGAUUCCAAGAAAAAUGGGGACCACAUAGUACCAGCGGCGUGAUUCGUGAAGAGGACCUGCUUAACUUUGAAAUGUUUCGACAUGGCCUCUUUAGAUGGCAUGUCAGGUUAUUCCAGACUUUCCAAUCCGCUGUUGGAACCGGAGAAUACAUGCGUAUGAAAAACACGAUUUUAAUGCUUCGAGAACUUGCUCCGCGCUACCCAGAGUUGGUGGCGAUCGGUACACGAUUCAUGUCAAUUUUCAAACCUAUUGCUGAGAGUGAGAAGAGAGACGAUUUGAAACUCAUGGCAGCAUCUUACCUGGGAGUCUUGAAAAAAGGACAAAAUUCUGGGGCCUGGUUGCCUGUCAGCCAGUUCCAUCUCGUUCAACCGAAGGAGAAAAGCGAUAUCCAGUCCAGUACCAGCAAAUCGUCCACUAUUGAUCAAUCAAAGUCUGAGUCAAAUAAGCAACCAUCUGUCAAGGCUAGCGCAAUUGAGGAAGGAAGCACCACCAAUACCACUACUACCAAUGCCAAUGCCAAUGUCACCAAUGCCGGCACCAACACCAACGCUAACGCGAGCACUAGCACUAACAUCAACACUAACACCAACACCAACAAUAACAGUAACAGCGGCAGCAACAAUAGAUCCAUGGCAUCAAAUGUUGGAAAAGCUUCACAAAGUACACGUGACCGUGUAUCAACUGUUAAGGACUCUCGAGUAGGUGGCACUGUGUCACCCAUCGGUGGACGAAGAAGUGUUGUGCCUUUGCCGCCAAAGCCAGGAACUCCGUCCUAUGAAAACCGGCAUGAAAACUCCUCUUCUGUCUCUAACAGGGAUGGACGUGAUCAUCCAUCGAGGGAAAGGGAUCCACCAUCCUCUCAUCAGCCACGUGCGGACAAUCCACCUGAGCUGCUUGUAAUAUCAUUGAAAGGUGGGCCGAGCGGUCGGGACGCCCAGGAGAGCCGAGAUCUGAGCAAAGACUCCAACAGGCGGGAUACUUCCAACAGAGAUACUCCCAAAGACGCUUCCAGAGAGAAUCUUAAAGAUGGUCUUAGAGAAGGUCAACGGGAUGCAACGAACGACACUGUCAGAGAUUUGGCAAGAGAAGGUUCGAGCAAAGAAACUCCUAGAGAUACAGGCAGGGACGCGGGUAGAGAUGCUCGGGAUACUCGGGAUACUAGAGAUACUAGAGAUACUAGAGAUACUAGAGAUACUAGAGGGGAUACUAGGGAUACCAGGGAUACUAGAGACACUAGAGACACUAGAGACACUAGGGAUAUUAGAGACACCAGGGAUAUGCCAAGAGAUAUCCCACACCCUCUCAAUAUUAUGAGAUCAGAAACAGGUAGAGAGUCAGGCAGAGAUGGAUUUAGAGAAGUGCCUAAAGAUGGUCCUAGAGAGAUAUCCAGAGACAUAGGAAGGGAUUCUACUCGGGAAAACAAUCCUUAUCGGGAUACGCGGGAUACCGGAUCGUCAGAUGUACGUGACUCUCGCGAUCGGCGAGAAGCUCGCGAUCGCCGCGAUCCGCGGGACAUUGCACAAAGUCGCAAAGAAUUAAGAGAUUCUGCUCCUAGAGAUCCCCGCGACCGAGAUCCAAGGGAUUUGGUUGCUCGAGAUGCACGAGACAGCCGUGAUCCUCGAUCGGGAACAGGCUCUAGCCGAGAAGUACGUGAUUCGAGAGAGCCAGUUGAUCCGAGAGAUACUCGAACAGGACGUGAAGCUAGAGACACCCGCGACAGUGAUCGAUCUGACGAUAGAGAUAAACGUUCCCAGCGAGAAAAGGCAAGAGAGAAUACUGAUCAGAUCUCCUCUGAAUUUCCCAUGUCUACAUCUGCUCGGGAUCGGCGGCGGCUAGAAGAAGGCUCCCGUGAUCUGGAUCGGCGCUCAUUAGACCGCAGAGAAGGACACCGAGAUCGAGAGGAUACUUUUCAGAACAAUCGAGCCAGUGGUCCGUCGCCUAGACGGGGAGAUGAGAGAAAUGAUGAUUUUCAGAGCAGCCGUAACAAAGCUUCACCCUCGAGACGAGGAGACGACAAAUCAAGGAGCGACGCUCGUGACCGAGACACAAGAGACUCUGGGUCACAAAGUAGUGGCUCUCGAGAUCAUCAGGCGCCUGCUCGUAUUAAUAGAGAUGAACCAGAACAUAGCCGGACAGGCUCUUCGUCAACCUCAUCACGACAUGAACAAUCAGCAUCAGUACGCGAUGGAAGAGGGUCCUCCCGUCGCCAAGAUACCAUUCAAGAAUCUGAAAGUCGCAGAUCUUCUAGGGACCCUCAGAGCCGGUCCGAUCGUCAUUCCGAUUCAAGAGACCACAAGCGCGGCAGAGAGAGUAGAAAUAGUAGUCUAGAGAGAGAAAAAGAUUCAAAGCGUCGGCGCGAAGGCUCAGUUACGGACUCGUCGCGGCAGGAUUCGAAUACAGGAAGCUCAGGUUCGCGUCGCAAGCGACAGAUCGAGCCAGAUGAUAACCGGGAGCCACUUCUCAAUGAACGCUCAAAAGAUUCUUCUCCAGUUGUCGAUGCAAUUGCUAUGCCACCACCGUCGUCAUCUUCUUCACCAUCAGCCCCUGUAAAUUCCAACUCUUCUGGAAGUACAAGGACCUCCAUCGUCAUGCCUUCGCCUACAUCAGGAUCUAAGCGCAUCAAGUUGAACAGACCGACGGAUGGUGAUAGCCCACUUAGUUCACCUUUCCCAAGCAGUUCUGCAGAUUCACCCACAGCAAGCCCACGUAAGGAUAAUGAAUCAGCAUCCAAGUCUAUAUUAGAGAUGGGUCUCACUACGAGUUCUCUUCGUGCACGAUCUAGCAACAAUGAGAAUGCAGCAUCGUCUUCAUCUUCAAGAGGUUCUGAGCGAGAUCACAGAAGUGAAUCAUCUCGAUCAAGAGACGGUGCUACUAACAUUGGACAUGGUCGUGGAAGUAGUGGUGGUAAUGGCAAUAAUAACAACAACAGCAAUAAUGGUGGUGGCGGGAACUCGAGUGGUCGUAGCCGACAAGGUGGUUCUUCAGGUGGUGGAGGUGGUAGCAGCGAUCGCAAUGGUGGAGGAGGUGGUGACCGCAAUAGCGGAGGUGGCGGCGGUGGCGGAAGACGCCGUAGGAUAUAGUUUUAUAAGGGAAAAAAAUAUCAAUAGGCAUGGGUACCAGACUUCAGUUUUUCCAUCAGUCUAUAUCUCUGUAUUUAGACCCGAGAGCCUUUAUUAAAUGUUUCACAAAGUGUCUGUGACAUUCAACCGA
This is a messenger RNA of Lobosporangium transversale, 6831 nucleotides long. RefSeq names its product transcription factor/nuclear export subunit protein 2-domain-containing protein. The transcript has 19 exons. Gene Ontology annotation, molecular function: mRNA binding. NCBI's taxonomy places the organism in Eukaryota, Fungi, Mortierellomycota, Mortierellomycetes, Mortierellales, Mortierellaceae. Gene Ontology annotation, cellular component: THO complex part of transcription export complex. Gene Ontology annotation, biological process: mRNA processing; mRNA export from nucleus. Bases 24 to 6701 code for a protein of 2225 amino acids. The record is from RefSeq and is a predicted model, not a curated record.